AUGACCACAGCAAGCACCACUCUCUGGGAGAAAGCUGCCCCCGAAUUCCUGCCCCGAUUCCAGUUAGUCCAGUUUUCCUGUGUUGACCAUCCAACUUUUCACACUGCAGAAAGGCCUUAUCAGUGCAGUGAAUAUGGGAAAGCUUUUAGCAAUAGUAACAGCCUAGGUGAUCAUGAAGCUUUGCACACUAAUGAAAGGCCUUAUGAGCGUAGUGAUUGUGGAAAAUCUUUUACCAAUAGCAGUGCCCUCCAUUAUGAUCAGAGAGUUCUCACAGCAGAAAGGCCUUAUGAGUACAAUGAGAGGGGGAAAUCUUUUACCAGGAGCAAUAACCUUCGUUGUCAUCAGAACAUUCACACUGGAGAAAAGCCUUAUAUAUGUAGUGAAUGUGGGAAAGCUUACACCAAUAGCACUAAACUUUCUCGUCAUCAGAGAGUGCACACUGGAGAGAGACCUUAUCACUGCAGUGAAUGUGGGAAAUCUUUUAUCACCAGCAGAAAACUUGGUCGUCAUCAGAUACUUCAUACAGGAGAAAAGCCGUAUAAAUGCAGUGAAUGUGGGAAAUCUUUUGCCAUUAAGUUUUUCCUUCACAGUCACCAGAGAGUUCACACAGGAGAAAAGCCUUAUAAAUGCAGUGAAUGUGGGAAAUCUUUUGCCACUAAGACCCACCUUCACAGUCAUCAGAGAGUUCACACAGGAGAAAAGCCUUAUAAAUGCAGUGAAUGUGGGAAAUCUUUUGCCACUAAGGCCCACCUUCACAGACAUCAGAGACGUCACACUGGAGAAAAGCCUUUUAAAUGCACUGAAUGUGGGAAGUCUUUUACCACUAAGUUUCAACUUCAUUGUCAUCAGAGAGUUCACACAGGAGAAAAGCCUUAUAAAUGCACUGAAUGUGGGAAAUCUUAUACCACUAAGACUGACCUUUGUCGUCAUCAGAGA
This is a messenger RNA of Myotis brandtii (Brandt's bat), 936 nucleotides long. Its product is annotated as zinc finger protein 525-like. NCBI's taxonomy places the organism in Eukaryota, Metazoa, Chordata, Mammalia, Chiroptera, Vespertilionidae. The record is from RefSeq and is a predicted model, not a curated record. The transcript has 3 exons. The annotation marks the transcript as partial.